CUGGCAACGAAUAGGGCAGAAAACGGGCUCAGUGAUUGUUAUACCUGUCGUUUCUCAAAGAUUCCACCCGAAGCUUUAAAUUAAGAUCGGGGGUAACUAUUCCGCACAUUCAUCCGCAGCGUAAAAACCCUACCUCUCGGUCUCUCUCGACUAAGAAAACUCUCUUUACCCAAGGAGCCAUGGCGAGCAGUUCGGAUCCUACCCUGCAGCAGAGGGAAGUAGAAGAGGAGGAAUCUGAGAACCAGCCGGCUGAUGAUGAGGAUACCGGAGCUCAAGUUGCUCCCAUCGUCCAACUCCAGGAAGUCGUCGUUAUCACCGGAGAAGAGAACGAAGACGUCCUUUUAGAUCUGAAAGCGAAGUUGUACAGAUUUGAUAAAGAAGGAAGUCAGUGGAAAGAAAGAGGAGUUGGGACUGUUAAGUUAUUGAAGCAUAGAGAUUCUGGAAAAGUUAGGCUUGUGAUGAGGCAGGCAAAGACACUUAAAAUCUGCGCCAAUCACUUGGUUCUUCCCACCAUAUCAAUUCAAGAACAUGCUGGCAACGAAAAGUCUUGUGUUUGGCAUGCUGCUGAUUUUGCUGAUGGGGAGCUUAAGGAAGAGACUUUUUGCAUCAGAUUUCCUUCUAUUGAGAAUUGCAAAACUUUCAAAGAUAAGAUUGAAGAAGUAGCUGAAGUUCAACAGCAGAAUGUGGGUGAAAGUGAAGAGGACACUACUGCUGCUGAACUUAUUGAAAAAUUAAGCGUUGAAAGCAAUGAAGACAACAAGCCUGAAGACAAAGAUGUAGCUGCAUCUGCUGAUGUUAAAAAGGAAGACACUGAGACUAAGGGGAGUGAUUAAAGCAUUUAUUUUUGUUUAUUUAUUUGUUAUUGCUUGAGGAAGGUUUUAUGACGUGCGUUCCUUGGGUGGGAAAAGUGUCUGCAGCCUGCACCCAUACAUACAAUAUAUAGUUAUCCAGGAUUGUGUGUUGAUUGGUUUGGUAUUUUGGGCUUUUGAGGGAAAAUCUCAAGUGUUACUCUAGGCUUGCUUAUAGACCUACUAUAUGUACAAGCGUGCACAUUGUUUCAGGGUUUAUUACAUUGCUUUCCGGAGAUUUUGGCUGAUCUUAUUUUUAACGCUUUCCAAGUUC
Messenger RNA from Cuscuta epithymum, 1122 nucleotides. NCBI's taxonomy places the organism in Eukaryota, Viridiplantae, Streptophyta, Magnoliopsida, Solanales, Convolvulaceae. The record is from the annotation of a GenBank genome assembly.